Molecule: messenger RNA, 1649 nt
Organism: Megachile rotundata (alfalfa leafcutting bee)
Lineage: Eukaryota; Metazoa; Arthropoda; Insecta; Hymenoptera; Megachilidae
Product: epoxide hydrolase 4
Molecular function (GO): catalytic activity
Source: RefSeq, a predicted model, not a curated record
AAAGAACCAUCUCGCUUCUCACGAUGACCUCUACUCUCGUGGAUAUUCAGAUGAAAGCUUUAAUCAGUGUUACAUUGUCAACUUCACCGAAUGCGCGGAAUUUACGCUCUGUAUUCAGUUAAGCUCGUGAAUGAUAUAACAAUAUCGAUUUAUAUCUUUCAAUCGAAGCUAAUCGUUUAAAUACUCUUUUCUAUAACGUGAGAGCACGUGCGUUUUGAUACAUGCGCACAAAUACUUAUAAAAGUUUAUAUAUACACAUGUAUUAGAAUUGAGAUUAGCAGAUUGUUUAGUGUACGAGUGAAGAAGUUUAGAACGAAGAAAUAUAUAAAUUUAAUUCUUCAUUUUUUCUCGUUUAAUAAUUAUGUUUACAAACGGGAAGAUUGUUCAUGUGUCAUUAUUAGAAAUCGUUCAGUUGCAUUUUCUUUCUUUUGUGUGUGGAUUUUAUUUGAUAGUAAAAAGAUUUCUAAAAUGGAUUUGGGAUCCUAAGAAGUUCUUUAUGAUGCAGCAGCGAGAUAAACCCCCUCCUUGUUUAGUAGACAAUCACUUGGGAACUCAUUCGUACGUGAAAAUCAAGGGAGUGAAGUUUCAUUAUGUGGAAGCUGGAAAUAAAGAUAAACCACUUGUAUUGCUUCUGCAUGGUUUUCCUGAUUGCUGGUUAUCUUGGAGAGAACAAAUACCAUGUCUUGCUGAGCAUUAUAGGAUAGUAGCAAUAGAUCUGAAAGGAUUUGGAGAUAGUGAUAAGCCAGCAACUAAACGUUCCUAUAGAAUUGAAGUUUUAAUUGAGGAAUUAAAACAGUUUAUUUUUACUCUUGGAGUAAGACAGUGUAGUAUAAUUGGUCAUGAUCUGGGUGGCCUUUUAGGAUGGUACAUGGUAGCCUUACAUGAAGAUAUGAUUCAAAAAUUUGUUGUGAUAUCAUGUCCACAUCCUAAUUUUUAUUGGAAUCGAAUGACAGGAAAUUCUGUAUUUGAUUUAAAAUGGAUGCAUUUUAGUAGACUGCCAUUUCUUCCUGAAAUUGAUGCACUUAAAGAAGAUUUAUCCAUCAUAAAUGAUGCAUUUCAACAUUUGCAGCUUGAUGCAAUAAAUACUGAAAAAAACUAUGUGGAAGCAUACAAAUAUGCAUUUAGUAGAAAAGAGGAUUGGACAGGUGCCAUUAAUUACUACAGAAAUCUUCCUUUUAUAAGACUUAAUACAGAUUCUUCUGAACAAAUCUCUACUAAAACUUUACUUAUAGUUGGAAAUAAAGAUCCACUUGUAUCAAUAGAAAAUGUUAUACAGAGUUCUGAGUAUAUUGAAAAAUUUAGUGUAAAAGUAAUUGCUGGGGCACAACAUUUCCCACAUCAGCAAAAACCAAAUAUAGUAAAUACAGCUAUUUUAAAAUUUCUUAUGGGUUCAACAAGCAUUGUAGAGAAAUCACCACCUAAGAAUAUUAUGUCUUCCUGGUUUGGAUCUUUAAGUAAUACUGUUAAAUAUGGUAAUCAUGUGUUCGACACCGUUCAUAAAAAGACUAGCGGCGUAGUUAAUGUUCUUCCUAGUAAAAUAUUUUAUUUGGGACAAACUGCAAGACUCGUUAGUUGUUGACAUUGGAGCAGCGCAUGAAAAAUUGGUCGGUGGUGCAAGAAAUAUAAUAGAGAGUUGAUGCCAAGCAACA